Molecule: messenger RNA, 4817 nt
Organism: Stegostoma tigrinum
Lineage: Eukaryota; Metazoa; Chordata; Chondrichthyes; Orectolobiformes; Stegostomatidae
Gene: lypd6
Product: LY6/PLAUR domain containing 6
Exons: 5
Coding region: 180-695 (171 amino acids)
Biological process (GO): positive regulation of canonical Wnt signaling pathway
Molecular function (GO): acetylcholine receptor inhibitor activity
Source: RefSeq, a predicted model, not a curated record
GGCAUCUCAUAAGUGGCUUCUGAGGAUUUUGCAACGCUUCUCAUGGGAGAGGAUUUAUUUCCACCCCUUGGCCUUCAAGAGCAAACAGUUAUCUCCUGUGAAAUAAAAUCCAGAGGUACUUUCUGCCAGGGAAGAAGGCAUCUCAUUGAACAUCUGUAUGCCCAAGCCUGAGACCAGCAAUGGAAGCCCGGCCUGCCUCGGCCUGGGUCCUGCUGCUGAGCCUAAUUGCUGACUGUCUAAAGCUGGUCCAACCUCGGGAGUUCACAGUGAAAGAUAUCAUCUACCUCCAUCCUUCAACAACGCCUUAUCCUGGUGGGUUCAAAUGCUUUACGUGUGAAAAUGCAGCAGAUAAUUACGAAUGCAACCGCUGGGCCCCAGAUAUCUACUGCCCCAGAGGGACACAAUACUGUUACACAAGGCAUAAAAUGAAUGCAAAGGGUGAAAGUUCAUUGGUCACAAAGCGAUGCGUCACUCUGAAGGAGUGUUUAUCUGUCGGAUGCACACAACCUGAUAAUGAAGGAAAUAAGGUCUGCACCUCAUGCUGUGAAGGGACAAUCUGUAACCUCCCAUUACCCAGAAACACCUCCCAGGCAGUAUUUGCAACGCUAUCUCCAAUAAAUCAAACAUCUCGACAUUCCUUUCAAACUGCAUUGACUUUAACUUGCAUCAGUCUUCUGUUCCUGCUUGUUGUAUAGCUGGUGCCUUUUAAUGCAUUCAUGUACAGCAUUGUUUAACAUAGUAUUUAUUUUUGUAUGAUACAUUUAUACAAUGAAAUGUCCUCUAUCCUGUAAAUAAGUUUAAAAUCUUCUAAGUUUCUCACAGUAAAUAUAAAUUGUUUUCCAUUGAAAAUAUAUGCAAUUUUAAGUUUGUGAAAAGACUUUGAAGGAGUGCAGGAAUUAUGAAAACUUGAAGUCGGUAACUGAUAUUUAUAAGUUAUUUGUCACUUAUUAUCCAUUAUACAGGCAUUAAUAUGGUCAAGAAAUAUUCAACACCUGAAUAAUCUGCUAAAUAUCAUCAACAUAACAUUGGCAUUGGCUUCUAAAGAAACAAAGCGAAUGGGAAGGAAUAUUGAUCUUUCUUAACGUUGAUUCCAUUCAAAAAUGGCAGAGCAGUCAAUGUGAUAGUCACUUAAAAUUAACAAAUAACCAAGCAUCUUGAAGCAUUUUCAAGGUAGCAUCAUCAGAUUCAGAGAUUUCUUGAAAUAAGUUUUCACUAUUAAAUGUCCUGGAAUGUAUAUGGUCAUUACCAAUAUUUUCUACAAUUAGAAGUUCUUCCUGUUGGAACAAAUGAUACUGUGCUAUUGUUUGACCACAGACUCAGCCAUUUCCACAUCUUUCAGCCAUGAAAGGAACACAAUAGAAACUGGAAUUGACCAUUUGGCCCCUUGAGCCUGUUCUGCCAUCGAAUAAAAUCAUGGCUGAUUUGCUUGAGGAGGCUUUAACUAUACUUUCCAGUCUGCCCCUCAUAACCUUUGAAUUCCUUGUAAAUUUAAAAAAAAGCUAUCUAGCUCAGCCUUGAAUAUAUUGAACGACCUGACCACUAUUGUUCUCUGGGGUAGAGAAUACCGAGCAUUAACAUGCUCGGAAAAUCAAUAUUCUUUUCCACCCACAUGCAACCUGAUUCUCCUUUGACUGGCAAAGUGGCAAGUACCAUAGUCUCAAGUUCCCUCUUGCCUAUUGGGCUGUCUUAGGCAGUGGCAGAAUUCUUUAAAUUGGGAGUGUACUGGAGCAAAAUUUUUUCGGAAGAAGCUCUCCUUAUUUCUGUAUUAAAUGGAAGACUCCUUAUUUAAAAUCUGUGGCCUUUUGGUUUCUAAAUUCCCUCACAAAGGGAAAAAUCUUCAGUGCCUAUCUGUCAAACCUUUUCUGAAUCUUUCUGAGGAGGAAUUUUCUGAGGAAUGGUCCUGACCCUAAACGUUCACUUUCCUGCUCCUCUGAUGUUGCCUGACCUGCUGCGUUCCUGUAGCUCCAAACUGUGUUGUCUCCUCAGAAUCUUGGAUGUUUCAGUAGGGCAAGCUUUUAUUCCUCUAAACUCUGUUAAGUGUAGAAUCAAAUUGUCCAACCUUUACCCAUAGGUCCCCACCAGACCAAGCUAACAUUAUUACCCAGGAAUGGCACUUUCCCAUGAUUAACCCACCUAACCAAGCAUCCCUGGACACUCUGAACAUUUUAACAUGGCCAAAACCAUUUAACCUGCACAUCUUUGGAGUGCAGGAGUAAGCCAGAGCACCCAGAGAAAACCCACUCAGACACCGGGAGAAUGUGCAAACUCCACACAGACAGUCACCCACGUGUGGAAUUGAACCUGGAUCCCUGGCGCUGUGAGGUAGCAGUGCCAACCAUUGAGCCACCAUGCUGCCAGCUUAAGAAAUAUUAUCGGAAGCAGUAAAUGGAAAAUCUAAAGAGGCUUGCAGAUCAACUUUUUAUUGCUUUUAGCAACCAGUGUAUAGGGCAAUACAUGGCAUUAAUCAAUAAAUAUAAACAAACAAAUUCAUACUGUAUAUUUAAUGACUUCACAAUAUCCACAAUAGAAUGCAGUUAAUGAGAACAUUAUUCUUGAAGUGUAGCAGUUUCUAUUGUAAUGUAGGACACACUGCUAAUUUGUGUGCAGGAUGUUCUCACAAACAGUAAUAAAAUAAUGGCCCGAUUAUUUUAUGUUUAGAUGCUGGUUGAGUAAUAAAUGUUAGCCAGAGACUUGUAAAAGUCUGCUGCCCUUCAAAGAGUCCCUUUUACAUUUGUUUGGGAAGGCAGACUUCCCACUUGAAAGGUAACAUUCUGACAGUGCAGCACUCCCUCAGUAUUGCACUGAAGUGCCAUAAUGAUGAGUUCAAGCCUGUGACGAGGGUAUUUGCAUGACAUUGGGAGAAAGAGACAAUGCAAGACCAUAUUGAAAAACAAGAAAGAAAAAUGUGGGCCAACCAAUAUGCAGAAUAUUGCAAAUGCUGAAAUGAAAACAAAGAAGGCUAGAACCAGCAGAAUGUGUAAAACUCUGAUCACCCUCCUGUGAAGAGCUUCAGAAUAUUUCUCCACUUUGAAGGCACUAUAUAAAUAUUUCUAGCUGUAGUUGAUGCCAGAAAUACUUGGGAGACUUGUUAUAAUACCAUAGUUCAAAUUUUCUAAUAAGAUUGUCAUUCUAAUUUAAUAAAACACUGCCUCAUUGUUCCAGAUUUUUCUCUUUCUGCUUUAGUUUGUUAAAUACAUGACACGAAAAUUUCUUUGUAAGCCACCUUCAAACUACACCUGCCAACUACGUAAUAGUAGAAGGGCAAAAAAAAAUUAUGUUAGAAAUUCGCAAUGAAAUAUUACAGGCCUCCUUAUAUACUUAAAGUUUACAUGUUUACCUCAGCUGAUAUGGUAGUUUAUGCAUUUUAAAACAGAUCCAGACUUAGAGUGGGUGACAUUCCAGGUUGAUUCCAAUAAUUACACCCUCUCCUUCGGCACAAAAAGAAAACAGCAGUUUGUUUGAAACCUAUUUUCAACCACUAGCGUAAUUGGGACAGCCACCUUGUCUUGCAAUUAAUUUCACCUCUACCUUCUGAGUCAGAAGGUUAGAAAAUCCAUGCCAUGUUUAGACUUGAACACAGACUGGCACUUGUAAAGCAAUAUUGAUGUACCGUGCUGCAUUAUUAUCCAAGUUUUAAUUUCUGCAUCAGAAGCUGAAGAGAUGCUGAACUGAAGCAAUUCUUGCGUGUUCAGGUGGACGAUGGAAGAUAUUCUCCUGAUAGGGUCAUUAUUCUCGAACGAUAAUAUAGUGUGGGUCUUCUUCAUCCAGAUCCGUAAGUAACUGGCUGUUCCUGUGCAGUAGCUGGGAUUAGGAAACCGAUUUAUCAUUGAUGUAUGUGGCUAAUGACUCUCAGUACCCUUGUGUGAUGUAAUGAGAGGCAAAAAUAUUUCAAACGUAAACCACCUAAUUCAUAUCUUUUUAAUUUACACACAUCUGGUCUUUUGUCAAUGCAAGCUCUGGCCAUUGCAAAGAAUGCUGUAUAAUUAAGACUACUUACAAAACUCAUUACCCCAGUAAAAUCUACACAUAGAUUUGACAUUGGGAAUCCUGAAAACAAGUUCAGGUAAUGGAUUUCUAAUCUACUAAAAGCCAAGGUUGGACCGAAACCUUUCUCAGUGGAAAAAUUGACAACCAAACAAUUUGUAAACCAAUGACAUUUACUCAGUCGGUAAGAGGUCAUUCUGGAUGAGGUCAAUUGAGACAGAACUACUUCGCCCUGUUCCAAUUUAUUGAAAGCAUGAAGAACAACUUGAGUUUUCAGAUCCUAUUUAAUUGAGUUGGAAUUAAUCAGACUAUUAAAACAUACUCAAAACUUCAAAAAUAGAAUUCAGUAAGUCAAAGACAGUUUGAGGUGGACAGUGGCAGCAGGCUCUGUUUUCUGAAUGAGUUGCCUCUUGCUCUGAAGAUUUUCCAUUUUUGCCAUUUAAUCCCUUUAUUUUCAUAUAUCCCUUUAUGAUCUUUGAAGCAACAGAUUAUUGUUUUGGAGUAUGUGUUUGCUUUUGUGAUAAACAUUUUUGCCAAACCUGUACGACAUACCAUUUUUGCUGAGUGCUAAUUAAUAUUUACAUACAAUUGAUGCACUUCUACUACACUGUAAUAACAGAUGAUAUUUUUAUUUGCUGGUAUAAAGUGCAAAUAGCAGAUCAGCUGACACCUGCACUCCUGUACCAACCUGUGAUAAUGAUUAAAUGGAUCUUGUAACAGCUUUGGCUUCAAGUAUUAUAUGUAUUGUCAUCCAACUGACAUGCCAAGUGCUUUCAUUAUAACUUCACCUGUAAGCUUCAUUUAAAGAAGUUAAUAAACAUUGUUACAUCGUG